UCGGACACAAUACAAUCACAUUUUACGAUAAUGAACACGUAUUUUCUGUUGACAUGAAUAAAAAGAUUCUGUGCUUCUGGAAUAUUAUAUACAUUUUAUGUUUUAUUAAUAGUACAACGUCAGUACCACCAUUGUAUUGUCACCAACAAAUCAACACGAGCGAUUGCGGCGGCGCACCGACUCCAGUCUUUUCAUACUACAAGCCCGGCUCCAGAUGUGAAAUAGAAAUCUGGAGAGGAUGUGCCACAUUUAAUAAAUUCGAUGAUGAAUACCAAUGUGUUCACACUUGUAUAUUUUCAUUUUUAAAAUCAUCCGAAGAAUCAUCAUUGGAAUUACUAAUGCACAAUGAAAGCAACUGCGACAAAGACCUUAAUACCACAAAAUGUACGGAUGAAAUUAUUCCCGUUUAUACAUACAAAAGGAAAAAGAAGAAAUGCGUACAAGCAAAUUGGAAAGGUUGUCAUACAGACAAUAAAUUUCCGGACGAAAAGAGUUGCAUAGCCCAAUGUAUACCUAAUGCAAACAAAACUAAUUUCAUAGAAAAACUAAGCCAUUUAGUGCCCAAAGACGCAAAUAAUAUCAAUACAGUACUAAACAAGAUUUUAAAACACGAUAUCGAAGAAUUGACGUUAACAACAGAAUUUUUUCCAGAAGAAACAACUGUUGAUACAAGUUUAACUGAUUUGGCAAAAUCUGAUGACAUAGACGAUUCAUUAAAAGAAAAUAUAACAACAGUUGAAGGCACAACAACGGAUAUAUUCGAUGAAAAUACCACCGAAACGACAACCCUAACAACUACUUUAUCAACAACGGGGUUAAUAACAUCAGUAGAAACGUCAACCACUUUAACAAUACCAACAACAACCACAGCAGCAACUACAACUGAAGCACCAACAACUCAAAUAACUACAGAAACGCCGACUACAACAACUACUUCAGUAGCAACUACAACACCAACUACAACAACAACAACGACUGCAGCGCCAACUACAACAACUACUUCAAUAGCAACUACAACACCAACUACAACGCCAACAACGACUAGAGUGCCAACUACAACAACAACUUCACCACCAACUAUAGCACUAACUUCAUCACCAACUACAACACCAAGUACAACGCCAACAACGACAACUCCGACGACGACCACUAUACCGCCAUCAGGCACUGUCGAGGAAGUUGUUGUGCCUAGUGUUGAUGAUUAUGAUGACGAUUAA
This is a messenger RNA of Papilio machaon (common yellow swallowtail), 1217 nucleotides long. Its product is annotated as integumentary mucin C.1-like. The transcript has 3 exons. NCBI's taxonomy places the organism in Eukaryota, Metazoa, Arthropoda, Insecta, Lepidoptera, Papilionidae. Gene Ontology annotation, molecular function: serine-type endopeptidase inhibitor activity. The record is from RefSeq and is a predicted model, not a curated record. Bases 54 to 1217 code for a protein of 387 amino acids.